AUGCCGAUUGGAGAUUUGCUCGCAUCGAUCACGGGCGAAAAGCCAUCGUCAUCAUCGACAUCUGCGAAAGAUGUUCCAGUAGCAUCUAAACGGAAGGCGGACGAUGACCUUCGAGGUUCUGCGCCAAAGGCCCCGCGUACCGAGCCCUCGACAAAUGGAAGUGCCCGGCCAAAUGGAAACGUAACGAAAUCUUCUACAGCGCGCCCCGCCGAGCGACCGAUGGAGCGCCCCACAGGAAAUGCGAACCCAACACGUCCCGCAGAAAAGACAACUGGCUACACUGGCACCGCGCAACCACGUGCAACGACGAAGCCAACGGCUCCGGUGUCAUCCAAGACCACAUCGACACAGUCAAGGGUGGGAGGAACAAGCUCGAAUGGGAACAAGGCUCCACUCUCGCGACCGCUCGUCAGCCGACCCGCCCCUAGCACUCCUGUCUCCGACUCUGGACCUCCGAAGAGGCGUUCGUUUGCAGAGAUCAUGGCAAGGGCCCAGACUAAUCAGCACAUGCUGUCGUCCGUUGGAAAAAUUCAGCACAAGAAGGUGGAAAGGCAGUUGUCCAUGAAGGAACGCAAGGGACUGAAGGCCGAGGAAGCGAAGAAGGGAAAGAAGGAUGCAAGGCCAGGGACUACCGGGAGGAGCGGUGUGACAGCUGGGCCAGCCCGCAAUGGCACGAACGGAACGACUGCGAACCGUCAGCGGAGUACCACCCCUUCAGCCCCGGUUGGCGCCAAGCCCAAGGCAAGCCAAAAACCCGUCGAGGAAAAGAAGGUAAAGAAGGCCGCUCUAGCGACGACUGGUUACCAAGGCACAGCACGUCCUCGCCCAGGGGCCACCGCCACAAAGCCAGGUGCAUCCACCUCUGCAGGCGCAAGUAGGGGUCGUGGGAUGUCCGGUUAUGGCGCCUCAUUAUCACGUCCCCGGAGACGCGAGGAGGAGGAUGAAGAGUUGGACGACUUUAUCGAGUACGACGAAGAUGAAGAUGAUGGCUACGGCUACGGUCGCCGCGGUGGUUAUGAUUCACCGGAAGAGGACGACUCGGACAUGGAAGCAGGAAUAUCCGAUAUCGACGCCGAGGAACGCCGGGCAGAGAUGGUGGCUCGCAAAGAAGACAUGGAGCAGGAGGCGCUGGAGAAGAGGUUGAAGCGCGAGAAGGAGGCGAGAAAGCAGGCGGCACUUGCAAAACUCAAGUCCAGGGCCGGAGACCGCUGA
This is a messenger RNA of Sordaria macrospora k-hell, 1212 nucleotides long. RefSeq lists its product as uncharacterized. The record is from RefSeq and is a predicted model, not a curated record. Lineage: Eukaryota; Fungi; Ascomycota; Sordariomycetes; Sordariales; Sordariaceae.